GGGUAGUUUGUCCCUGUUUUACUACCGUAGUUACUUUCCCCGUUCAGGAAGAGAGGAGCAAUAGAAAGGGGGGAAAAGACGACGGGAAGAGAGAGUGUUUGUGUUUUCUUGCGCAGAAGAGACGUCAUAACCCAACCGCGGGGAGCAGGACGAACAGGACCGUACCAAAACACAACCAGAAAGUUACCGUUCACGGUCCACCGCUUCCCGUUUCUUGCCCCCUCUGUGCGUACAACCGGGAGGCGACGCUCAUCGCUGGACGGAACGAAAGUUUGUGAGGCGGGCGGAAUAUUCGACAUCAUCGAUUUUUUUUUCUCGGUUUUUUUGGGAGACACGGACGACGUUCCCGGUUGAUACAUUUUAUACCGACUCCUUAAAACCACAGGUCAACCUCGAUAGCAAAAAUGCCCCAGAAAUGGAGCUAGAAAUCCCGUUUUAGGUGUGUGCGUGGGUAGCUUAACCGCGAAUGUUCGGCAGAGUCUCAGAGGCUGAUGCAGAUACAUCCAGCGCCAAGGGGUUUUCAUUAGUAUCUUUAAUUUAUCGCGUAGUGCUACAGUUCAGGGACUGCGCCGUUUAGGUAUUGAACGGACAAGGUUUGCGGCUGAAAAUUAACGCUUUUAUUCCUUAGUGGGCUCGGCUCGUCGCGGCUGUAUGUUCGUGAGGCGCAGAUCCGCGCCAGUGCCGACAUGAGCAGUAGACGACCUACCGUCGGAUCUCCGACCCAGCGCGCCUGGGGCGGCUCUUCGAGAUAGUGUUGCAAUGCAAUCGGGGGAUUACCGACGCUGCUAACGUUAGCUAGCCGGUGGACCGCGUACGAGCGUACCUGGCCUUGAAAAAACUCAUUAUUGUUUUUCGAGAUUGUAUAAUAGCCACGUCGUGUGCAGCAUUUUGCCUCAGACUGCCCCCGGUUAACCAGACACUUAGCUCGGUUCGUGAGCGUAUAACGUAAAUAUCUGUCAAACGAAAUGGGACCUCUCAAGUUUUUCUGAGCCGUCUGUCAUUUUUGCUCCGCAUAAGACUGCCGUCGCAGUUUGCGCUUUGGAAUAAAUCUUUUUCGUUUGCCUGGGUGUUUUUACGAACUUGGCUCGAGGAUGACCGAAAACGCACCUACGCGAAGUCUGGACGACAUCGACCUGGCGGCGCUGCGGGACCCAGCCGGCAUCUUUGAGCUUGUGGAGGUUGUGGGUAACGGCACCUAUGGACAGGUGUACAAGGGGCGGCAUGUCAAAACGGGCCAGCUGGCGGCCAUUAAGGUGAUGGAUGUCACCGAGGAAGAGGAGGAGGAGAUCAAGGCCGAGAUCAACAUGCUGAAGAAGUACAGCCACCACCGCAACAUCGCCACAUACUACGGCGCCUUCGUCAAGAAGAGCCCUCCCGGACACGACGACCAGCUCUGGCUGGUGAUGGAGUUCUGUGGAGCUGGUUCAGUCACAGACCUGGUGAAGAACACUAAAGGAAACUCACUUAAGGAGGACUGGAUCGCUUAUAUCUGCCGAGAGAUCCUAAGAGGCCUGUCUCAUCUCCAUGCACAUAAGGUCAUCCACAGAGACAUCAAAGGCCAAAAUGUUCUGCUCACUGAGAACGCGGAGGUCAAACUUGUGGAUUUUGGGGUGAGUGCUCAGCUGGACCGCACUGUGGGUAGGAGGAACACCUUCAUUGGCACACCUUAUUGGAUGGCACCUGAGGUCAUCGCCUGUGAUGAAAACCCAGACUCCACCUACGACUACAGGAGUGACAUCUGGUCUCUGGGAAUCACCGCCAUAGAGAUGGCAGAGGGUGCACCCCCACUAUGUGACAUGCACCCAAUGAGAGCCCUCUUCCUGAUCCCGCGGAACCCUCCUCCGAAACUCAAGUCUAAGAAAUGGUCAAAGAAGUUCAUUGACUUCAUCGAGGGCUGCCUGGUGAAGACAUACCAGAGCCGUCCAUCGACGGAGCAGCUGCUGAAACACUCGUUCAUACGAGACCAGCCCACGGAGAGGCAGGUGCGCAUCCAGCUGAAGGACCACAUUGACCGCACGCGCAAGAAACGUGGUGAGAAGGAGGAGACGGAGUAUGAAUACAGCGGCAGUGAUGAAGAAGAUGAGAGCCGAGGGGAUGAGAGGGAGUCCAGCAGCUCCAUCCUGAACGUGCCGGGUGAGUCCACCCUGCGCAGGGACUUCUUGCGACUGCAGCAGGAGAACAAAGAGCGCUCGGAGGCGCUGAAGCGCCAACAGGCCCAGCUGGCGGCCCAGCGCCGUGACCCCGAGGAGCACAAGCGGCAGCUGCUGCACGACCGCCAGAAACGCAUCGAGGAGCAGAAGGAGCAGCGGCGCAGGCUGGAGGAGCAACAGAGGAAGGAGCGUGAGAUGGUGAGGCAGCAGCAGGAGAAGGCUCCACACCGUCGCCUCGACGAUAUGAGGCGAGAGGAGGACCGGAGGAUGGCCGAGAGAGAGCAGGAGUUUAUAAGGCAUAAGUUGGAAGAGGAGCAGAGACAGUUAGAAAUCCUUCAGCAGCAGCUGUUGCAGGAGCAGGCCUUGCUCAUGGAGUAUAAGCGUAAGCAGCUGGAGGAGCAGAGACAGUCAGAGCGUCUGCAGCGACAACUCCAGCAGGAGCACGCUUACCUCGUGUCCCUACAACAGCAGCAGCAGCAGCAGCAGCAGCAGGAUAAGAAGCCCCUCUACCACUACAGCAAGAACCUGGACAAUAACAAGCCGGCCUGGGCCAGAGAGGUAGAGGAGCGCAGUAAGCUGAACAGGCAGGGCUCUCCCAAAAUCUGUACCACUGUCUCCGACACCAACAUCCAAUCACGCUCCGACUCGAUCAGCCAAUCAGGAGCUGUCCAGGCUGCACAGACUCCGCCCAUGCAGAGACCUGUCGAACCACAGGGUGGCCAGGGCAAGUUCCAGAUGGCGCACCUGGUGCCGCUGAAGCCGUACGCCGCGCCCGUCCCCCGCUCCCAGUCCCUCUGUGACCAGCCCACUAAGACCAUGUCCGCCUUCCCCACCCAGGACCCCUCCCCCACCCCCACACCCCGCCCCCUACACUCCCGCGAGCUCGUCCGGCAGAACUCCGACCCCACCUCCGAGAGCCCCGCCCCUCAACAGCGCCCAAUGAGGGAUGACCACGGACCCUGGAUCCGCCUCCCGGAGAUUGAGCAGCCUCCAAAAAUUCCUCAGAGAACAGCGUCUAUAGCUACAGCUCUUAACACUAACCUGUCGUCUGGCAUCAGACAUCCCGUACGAGCCAGUAAUCCAGAUCUGAGCCGCAAUGACCGUUGGGAAAGAGGAGACAGCAUGAAUCUUAUGUCCAACCUGCCUCAGACCGGCUCACUAGAGAGACACCGCAUCCUCAGCUCCUCCAAAAUGGACACUUCUCCGAUUCUCUCUCACGAUGGACGUCACAAACCCGGAGAAUCCCGCACCUCCUCCAGACCUAGCAGACCGGCGAGCUAUAAGAGAGCAAUAGGAGAGGACCAUGGCCUGUACCCGAAGGAGAGGGUGGAGGAACAGCCCCGGCCACCGGUGAAGGCCAACGACUAUUCCUCAUCCUCAGAGAGCAGCGAGAGCAGUGAGGAGAGUGAGUGUGGUGAAGGCGCGGAGGAGGAGAGCCCCAGUGACCGGUGCGCGCACAUACCCCGAGACGCAGAUUCCGACUCCAUCAACACCAUGGUGGUACAUGAGGAAGAGGAUGGUGAAGGGGGGGAAGAAGAUCGGGCCGGAGGAUACGGAGACCAGACCAUGCUGGUCCAGAGGACCCCCGAGAAGCGUAACCAUAACGGCUACACUAAUCUACCUGACGUGGUUCAGCCGUCUCACUCCCCUACUGACUCUGCCUCCCACUCCUCCCCUGGGAAAGACUCCACCUUUGACUAUCAGUCAAGGGGAAUGGUCAAAGCAUCUGGGAAAACCUCCUUCACCACGUUUGUGGACCUUGGAAUGUACCAACCAUCCGGGGGGACAGGGGAGAACAUGUCUGUGGGAGGUCUGGGUUCGCGGUUUGACCAGCUGAAGCUGGAGGUGAGGAAGGGAUCCAUGGUUAACGUGAACCCCACAAACACUCGACCUGUGAGUGACACCCCCGAGAUCCGCAAGUACAAGAAGAGGUUCAAUUCGGAGAUCCUCUGCGCUGCACUCUGGGGCGUGAACUUGCUAGUAGGAACAGAGAACGGGCUGAAGCUGCUGGACCGCAGUGGUCAGGGGAAGGUCUACCCACUGAUCAACUCCCGCAGGUUCCAGCAGAUGGAUGUGCUCGAGGGUCUAAAUCUGCUCAUCACCAUAUCAGGGAAGAAGAAUAAGGUGAGAGUGUAUUACCUGGCCUGGCUGAGGAAUAAGAUCCUCCAUAAUGACCCGGAGGUGGAGAAGAAGCAAGGCUGGACCACUGUAGGGGAGAUGGAGGGCUGCGUGCACUACAAAGUGGUGAAAUACGAGCGUAUUAAGUUUCUGGUGAUCGCUCUGAAGAACGCAGUAGAAGUCUAUGCGUGGGCCCCGAAACCUUACCACAAGUUCAUGGCCUUCAAGUCAUUCACUGACCUGCCUCAUAAGCCUCAGCUGGUUGACCUGACGGUGGAGGAAGGUCAGAGGUUAAAGGUCAUCUACGGCUCGAGCGCCGGGUUCCAUGCCAUCGACGUCGAUUCCGGGAACAAUUAUGACAUCUACAUUCCGGUCCAUAUACAAUCUCAGGUGAUGCCGCACGCGAUCGUUUUCUUGCCCAGUUCGGAUGGCAUGGAAAUGUUGCUGUGUUACGAGGAUGAAGGCGUCUACGUCAACACGUAUGGACGCAUCAUCAAAGACGUGGUCCUGCAGUGGGGAGAGAUGCCAACCUCUGUUGCCCAUAUCUGUUCAAACCAGAUCAUGGGCUGGGGAGAGAAGGCCAUUGAGAUCCGCUCGGUGGAGACAGGCCACCUGGAUGGGGUCUUCAUGCAUAAGAGAGCUCAGAGACUCAAGUUCCUCUGUGAGAGGAAUGACAAGGUGUUCUUUGCCUCCGUGCGCUCUGGAGGGAGCAGUCAAGUCUACUUCAUGACCCUGAACAGAAACUGCAUUAUGAACUGGUGAUGGAGCAGCCACACCAUCAGCACUCGCUCACUCAGUUUGCUGUCACUCUCUCUCUCGGUCUCUCUCACACACACACACACACACACACACACACACUCGCACACACUCACUAGAUACAUAGCCCAUGUGCUUUUAUACACUUCCUCACUCACCUGCACUCCUGUGUGCUGUGUGCACUCACACACACACACACACACAUACACACAUACAAAGAUCAGAGUAUCCAUAUCCUGAGUGAUGUUUUCCUCUACUCCCAACUCUGAGCCUGUUGUACAGAGCCUGUGUGUGUGUGUGUGUGUGUGUGUGUGUGCGCACGUGCACCCUUGCUAUCUGAGCUGUAGCGAAGCUUACUUUCCACUUCAGACAGAGCGGCAUCCUCUUCAUCGCUUAACCUUCAUCGCAGGAUUCCAACUCGUCUGCUCUCUGCUCAAGACGGAGCCUUAUUUCAACAUUCCAAAUGUAUGACAAGACAAGGGUGGAAAAUAAGCAGAAGCAGAGCUGUGUGUGUCCAGGGGGGUGAUCCAUGUGUGUGAGAGAGCCUGCAGCAGCUGCACAAAACGGCAGAAAAAAACUUGACCUUAUUGCAGUGGUCGUUGCACCCCCUGUGGUCUGGAGUGGUACUGCAGCAUCUGUAAUUUUCCAUUCUCCUACAUACUGUAUAGUGCAGUAGCCUGGUUGUUUACAUUUACAGGUUGCAAAAAUCAGUUAUUUUACUCUUUUUCAUUCGAAUGAGCAGAUCGGAGUAUAGUUCGAAGAAAUCUCACUAUCAGUUUCCAUAUAUUUUAUUUUUUUUUGCUGGUUCACUUUUAUUACGUUCACUCUCUGCUGUACAGAUAAGAACCGGACAGACAUCGCCGAGAAGAUGCCGGACUGUUCCGCAGUUCUCUAGCUCACCAUAGUGACUGCUUACAAAACCAGAACCUAGCACUGCGCUUUUCAAUUGUAGAACACAGAAAUGUAACCACUAUUAAGCUCCUGUGCAACCUAGCGCUCCAGAACCACGUUCAUGUCCUCCCCCUUUCUCUGUCAGAAGUUCCAGUAUAUCUUGGGCAGUUUGAUAUUCUCUGUAUGUAUAGGUAUUUGCUAUUAUUCCUACUUUAAUAAUCUGUAUCUGGCUGUUCUAUUGCAGUGUGUGAUGUGUCUGUGCUGUGUUCUUGUUUGAAGCUCCACUAAGAGAGGAGCUCCCUUAACCAGCAGGGCCGCUGGCUCAGGGAGAUGAGCUGACAUUUAUUUUUUGAAUUUUUUUUGUCGUUUGCUUACUUUUCAUUUUUAGUUUGGCAGCAGAAAUGUUUAGUUCACUUGUGAGUAUUUGCCAUAUUCAAAUGAACCCUUUGCGACAAGCUUUGUAAGACCGGUACGUUUGGGGCGUGUUUAGAGUCAAACACUCACAACAAGCUCACAACUGCGCUAUGCAUUUCUGGUGUCAAAAUGGCUCCCUGCUUUGAGAUUCAGCCUUAUGGGAAAUGUAGUUUCUUAGAUUUUGGAGGCAUCACUCUGCAGUGUAUCAGGGAUGUAGUGCGCCGUUUGGCUGGAUCGCUCAUUUCUCUUUUAAACCCCUCUUUGGAUAUAGUUUUAUUAGUUAAAAGAUGUUCUGUAUGGGAGUGUGUAUGUUUGUACUAUUGGGGUUUUUUUUUAGACCUUUUACUUGCUUUUUGUGCAUGUGUGAGAGUGUAGGCGUGUGAGGUGGUACUGUAACCUACAGUGUGGUCCAAAGCAAUAGCAGAAUGGCGAUGGAGCCUGGGUGGGCUCUGCACUCGUGUGUGUGUGUGUGUGUGUGUGUGUGUGUGUGUGUGUGUGUGUGUGUGUGUGUGUGUGAGAUACUGUCAGACCUGAAAUCAUCUGAAUUACAUAUACCCCCAUUUCUUUUGCUAGCAGUCUACUGUGGAUCGCAACUGACAAUAA
Electrophorus electricus (electric eel) is the source of this 6932-nucleotide messenger RNA. RefSeq names its product misshapen-like kinase 1 (gene mink1). Gene Ontology annotation, cellular component: cytosol. Gene Ontology annotation, molecular function: protein kinase activity; ATP binding. The record is from RefSeq and is a predicted model, not a curated record. Gene Ontology annotation, biological process: protein phosphorylation. Lineage: Eukaryota; Metazoa; Chordata; Actinopteri; Gymnotiformes; Gymnotidae.